AUGGACUCAACAUACCACAUGGCACCUACUUCGGUGCAAGGACAGCCUUCGUUUGCAUACUACCCCGACUCCACACAACAGAGACAAGGCCACUAUCAGCAAGAGAUGUACUAUGGACAGAUGCAGUAUGGUCAGGAGCAACCGCUGUACUCGCCCCAGCCCAUGAUGAACAUGCACCAGAUGGCAACCACGAAUGCCUUCCGUGGAGCAAACAUGAGCUUGACGCCCAUUGCUUCGCCCCAGCCAUCCCAAAUGAAGCCUUCCAUCAUGGUCCAGGGCUCUCCCGCCUUGAUGCCCAUCGACACUCGGUUUAUUGGUCACGACCUGUACGCUUUCCCGUCGACUCCUCCACUGUCGUCCUCGGGAAGCUCCAUCAGCAGCCCACCUUCAGCCCAUGGCGCGCUCCCAACCCCCAUUCACGACACUUUCUUCACCUUUGACAAGGUGGAAGGUGUCAAGGAGGGCUGUGAGACCGAUGUGCACCAGGAAAUCCUGGCCAACCCCGACUGGGCCCGUACCGACUCCCCACCGAUGACGCCUGUCUUCAUUCACCCCCCUUCUAUCACUCAGAAUUCCGAUUUGUUGUCUGCUACUUCUUGCCCCUCGCUUUCCCCCUCCCCCUCCCCCGUCCCGAACGAUCUGCUCGCUCCCCAGAGCCUCUCUGCUUCUUUCUGCGACCCCCGCCAGCUGACCGUGGAGCCCUCCGUCAAUGUGCCCGCUCAGGACCUCCCCCCUCUGCCAACUCUGUCGUGCGAGGAGGAGGAGCCCCGUGCUGUGGUUGGCAGUGCGUCUGUGACGCUCCCUGUCAACGAGAACCCAUCUCCCUCUUUCAGUGCUUCGACCCAAGACCCUCUGAGCUCGCUGCCCACCUUUGACAGCUUCUCCGACCUCGACUCGGAUGACGAGCUGAACCGUCUGGUGGAGUUCCACCCUGCCGCCAACGCCGUCUACCUCGGCGACAAGCGCCAGCGUACCACCUACUCGGUCGAGGAUGAUGGAUUCCUCAGCGAGCACAGCCUCGAGGACUCAGACGACUCCGAGACCUUCAUGCCCAACGGCCUCCCCUCCUUCGAGUGGAACCACGCCGCCCAGCCCCAAGCUGAAAGUGAAGAAGACUUCGAAGAGCCCAAGACCAAGAAGCGCAGCGUCCGCAAGUCUCGCAAGGCGUCCCAGGACGAGGCCCAGGCCCGCAAGCUCUCUGAGAGCAGCCACUCCGACUGCUGCUCGGACGAUGGCUCUAUUGACGCCGACUGCUCCGAGUCUGCCCCCGUCUCAGUCAACCGCCGUGGCCGUAAGCAGUCCCUGACCGACGACCCAUCAAAGACCUUCGUCUGCACUCUCUGCUCUCGUCGCUUCCGUCGCCAGGAGCACCUCAAGCGUCACUACCGCUCCCUGCACACCCAGGACAAGCCCUUUGAGUGCAACGAGUGCGGCAAGAAGUUCUCCCGCAGCGACAACCUCGCCCAGCACGCCCGCACCCACGGUGCUGGCUCGCUGGUCAUGGGUGUCUUGGACACCAGCGACACCGGCUCCAUCUCCUACGAUGAUCAACACGACGCCGGGGCCCUAGCCGAUGUCAUGUAUGACCAGGCUGCCGACGCCGGUGGCUCAUCUUCGGACCGCCGGGCGGCCAAAAAGCGCAAGCGCGACCUGGCCUAA
Penicillium antarcticum is the source of this 1659-nucleotide messenger RNA. It is a transcript of the gene sebA, whose product is annotated as putative C2H2 transcription factor (Seb1). Gene Ontology annotation, biological process: regulation of transcription by RNA polymerase II. The transcript has 2 exons. Bases 1 to 1659 code for a protein of 552 amino acids. Gene Ontology annotation, molecular function: RNA polymerase II cis-regulatory region sequence-specific DNA binding; DNA-binding transcription factor activity, RNA polymerase II-specific. Lineage: Eukaryota; Fungi; Ascomycota; Eurotiomycetes; Eurotiales; Aspergillaceae. The record is from RefSeq and is a predicted model, not a curated record.